Molecule: messenger RNA, 680 nt
Organism: Cuscuta epithymum
Lineage: Eukaryota; Viridiplantae; Streptophyta; Magnoliopsida; Solanales; Convolvulaceae
Source: the annotation of a GenBank genome assembly
CAAAAAUUUCAAUUAUAAAUGAAAUGUAUGUGGAUAUUAUAAAUGAGCCUAACAAAGAUUUCAAUGAAUCUCCAGUCAUUAUGGGCAAAUUAUACCGUACACCCGGGUGUACGGUCCUCACUCCUCACCAUACAUCCGGGUGUUUUUGUAAUAUUUCUGAUUUGUAGGGUUGUCGUUCUUCCGUCAAUAUUGGAUCAACGAUUGGGGUCAGGUUUUGCCGGACAUGCUGCGGUCAUCUUCAUCUUGCAGCGAACAUGGAGAGUCGGAGAAGAAGACUGAGGAGAUGCCAUCUCUCAUAGACCGAUUGUGUAUUGAUGUACUCUGUAUUUGGGAAUUUUCUGCUUUGUACUCCGUCUCCUUCAUUAUUACGAGCAUCUGGAUAGCUUUUGAUUUUUUGGUGCUUUCUAAAUUAGAGGGUUUGGUUACGCUAGGAGGGGCUGAAUCGUUGGGUAACAAGAGUACAAGACAAGCCGGAUUUGCUGGAUUAUUUGCAAGUACUUUUGGGAUUCCAUGUUAUUUUGCUGAUUAGUGCAAUUUCAUUUGCGGAUGAUGCUUCUUUAUUUAUAAAUCAACAUUUAAGCAUAUUAAAGGUUUUUUAUUUUUUCGAUACUCAUUUCGCAAAUUAUGUAUACUCAUUUGAUAUUGAUUUAAUACUGAUAUUAAAAUAUCAUGUUCAUGCA